UCUUUGCGUUUGGACGCGGUGUCUGUGUGUGUCUCUGUCUUGCUUUUGACUUAGCGGUUGUGUGUUUGGAAUAUUUGAAUAAUUCUUCUUCUUAACUAAACUAUACGCAUUUUACAACAGCAAGAGCAACGCACAAACAACGCGUGUAUUAUUUAAUUAGCAAGCAAAAACACUGCGGAUCGCGAGUGCGUCGCUGCCAAAGCACAAAACAAAAAAAUAAAGAAACAACAAUCGAUAGUCAAAUCUGUGUUGUUAUUGUUGUGUCAUCGAAACGAGUGCAAUUGAUUGAUAUUGAAUUUGAAGCUAAAGAAAAAAAUGUGUCAGUGCAAAUAUUGAGUGAGCCAAAAAUAGCCAAAGAGCAGCUCAAGAAGGCUGAAAAUAAAAACGCUUCACACAACAAAACCUUUUCUCAUCAUCAUCUCUCGGCGUCUGUCUACAAAACCACAAAAUCGCUUAAAAGAUCGUCUGUGCGUGCGUCGUGUUUUAAUCGUGUCCGUCCCACUGUCUUCGUCUCUCUGUCUGCGCGUCGUUCGAUCUCUGCUUGCGUCGCCGUCGUCGUCAACGUCAGCGUCUCUUAUAAGCCGCACUAAAGCCAAGAAGAAGAGCUGAUCCCCGAUCCCCGGUCUCGAUCUCUCGAUCGCGGUCUCAAUCCCAAUCCCAGUUCUCGGCUGUUUCCUUUCGUGCACUGCUCCUCGCUUUGUUUCGGACACGUACUUCGUAAUCUUCUCUCUCUUUAAUCAACCUGCCUGCUGAUCCACGCGAUAUUAUAAACAGAGAUACAGAUACGGAUACAGAUACAGAUACAAACCAUUUAAGGAAACGUGUGUGAAAGAGAGAGGGGAAUAAUACUUGAGCAGUAGCUCCUGCUUUCUCAGUCUCUGCUCCCGAUCAAGAUUAUGCGCCUAAUUUGAAGUUGUAAUUAAUUUGGAUACCCUAAUAAAAAAGAGCAUAACGACAAAGAACCAAAGCCCCAAAAGCGAACACGCGAGAAAUCAAAAACAAAGGGGAAAGAUACAAAACUUCAACAUCAACAUCAACUUCUUCCCUCGACGCUGCUGACGGGGCGUGACACGCCUCUUUUUUAUUGCCCCACCGAUGAAUGCACAAUAUGGAACUGGCCAUUUGUAAGACUGAAUUGUCUGCCACCAAAUUUAUGCUGCCCCCCGCACUGCCAACUGUCGCAGCAAUUGCAACAACAACGGCUACGGCAAGUGCAACACACUCUUUCCUCGAUCGGGCGGUGCAAAUCAACGAGCUCUUCAACUUCAACCCGCCACAACAUCCAUUCAAGAGCAACUACAACAGCAGCAGCAACAUCACCAGCAACAGCAGCAACAACAACAACAGCAGCAGCAGCAACAUGCGGAUGAAAAAGAAUCGCAAAGUCACAUUUCUAUCCAGUUUAGUUGAGUCUACAAAUAAAUACAUUAAAGAGGAGCCUAUCAAUGGCGGCAAGGAUCUGCCCGUGUGCAGUUUAUCGGAUAUUUCAGAUCACGAGGGCUCGCUGGAUGUGCCCACAGCAUUGCCACCGCUUACGCCAGGCACCAAUCGCAAGGUGAACGAGGUCUUGAAGGCCUCCUUUGCCUCCUGGGAGAAGGAGGUGCAGAACUGCAACAUAACCAAAGAUCCCCGCGAGUGGACAGAGGAACAUGUCAUCUAUUGGCUCAACUGGGCCAAGAAUGAGUUCUCGCUGAUCACCAUGGACCUGGGUCCCUUCUGCAAGAUGACGGGUCGUGAAAUGGUCGAGCUGGGCAAGGAGAAGUUUCUCGCCAUCACGCCUCCCUUCACAGGCGAUAUUCUGUGGGAGCACUUGGACAUACUACAGAAAGAGUGCGAGAAACCAAAUGAGGAUAUUGUGCAUGGGAAUUCCUUUGAAUCGGCCACCACCGCCUCGGUCUGUGGAUCAGACCAUCAGGUGGCCAAUUACGCCACAACAACAACAACAGCAACGCCAGCCACGACGCCCACGUCCAACAACAACAAUAACAACAAUAACGAAAGUAUUGCGAGUCGCCUGGCCAUGGAUUAUGUGACAUCGACAACGUCGAACAGUGAUAAGAGCAACAGCUUCCACCCCUCAGCGCACACAGGCUACAGCAGCAACAACAACAACAGCAAUGCCCACGAUCGCACCAACAACAGCCCGCCACCGCAGCAAUCGCAACAGCAGCUUGUCAAUGGCAAUAGCAACAACAACAACAACAACAAUGCCAGCAAUAGCAGCAACAACAUGUUGCCGCCAGGCGUGCAGCAGCAGCAGCAGAAUGUUGCUGAUAACAACAACAGCAGCAGCAGCAGCACUGGCAGCAGCAACAACGCCAACAGCAGCAACCAGAGCAAUGCGGGCACCAACAACAACAACAAUAAUAACAACAACAACAACAACAAUAACAACAACAUCAACUACAUGACAGCAAUGGCUGCAGCACUCUACCAACAUCACCAACUCAAAGAGGAGCCCGGCACCGGAGGACAGUCAAGUAACAACAACAAUGGCUACGUCUCGAAUGCCCAGAACGAUCCCACAGAUCUCAGCAGCUACGGGCUGCCCGCACAUCUGGCAGCAGCAGCAGCCGGACACUAUCCGGGAGCGGGCGGAGGCAGCGCAGCUGGCGGCAACAGCGGAGGCGGCGGCGCAGCUGGCGGCGAUGAUAGCGACUAUCACAGCACGAUUUCGGCGCAGGAGCAUCAGAGUCAGACCUCGAGUGUGGGCAAUGGCAGCGGCAGCGGUGCCAACAGCAACAAUGGCUACGGCAUGGAUGGGAGUCCGGACUUUUACAAUUCCUACGGACGUCCGCGCUUCCACGAUGCCUUCGGCAAUUCCGACUUUACGCCCUAUGAAGCACAGUUCCAGACGAUGAGCGCCCAGCCCAACAUGGAUCAGUGGGGCGCCCAUGCGCACCAGCAUCCGGCUGCCUACAUGACCACCUUGGGGCUGGACAAGUCGCUGCUGGGCGGCUACUCGACGCAGGGAGGCGUGCCCUGCUUCACUGGCUCGGGACCGAUUCAGUUGUGGCAAUUUCUGCUCGAGCUGCUGCUCGACAAGACGUGUCAAAGCUUCAUCUCGUGGACGGGCGAUGGCUGGGAGUUCAAGCUAACAGAUCCCGAUGAGGUGGCACGUCGCUGGGGCAUUCGCAAGAACAAGCCGAAGAUGAACUACGAGAAGCUGAGCCGCGGUCUGCGUUAUUACUACGACAAAAACAUCAUCCACAAGACAGCUGGCAAACGCUAUGUCUAUCGAUUCGUCUGUGAUCUGCAGAAUCUGGUCGGUCACACGCCAGAGGAGCUGGUGGCCAAGUUCGAUCUGAAGAUCGAGAAGAAGGACGUCGACUAGCAGACGCGCAGCACUGAAGCUGCGUGAGGAAUUCAUCUGAUCUGAUCUGAUCUGAGAUAGCGAUCUAAAGG
Drosophila nasuta is the source of this 3405-nucleotide messenger RNA. RefSeq names its product ETS transcription factor pointed (gene pnt). Gene Ontology annotation, biological process: regulation of transcription by RNA polymerase II; cell differentiation. NCBI's taxonomy places the organism in Eukaryota, Metazoa, Arthropoda, Insecta, Diptera, Drosophilidae. The transcript has 9 exons. The record is from RefSeq and is a predicted model, not a curated record. Gene Ontology annotation, molecular function: sequence-specific DNA binding; DNA-binding transcription factor activity, RNA polymerase II-specific. The coding region runs from base 1100 to 3334 and encodes 744 amino acids. Gene Ontology annotation, cellular component: nucleus.